Messenger RNA from Phytophthora infestans T30-4, 279 nucleotides. RefSeq lists its product as uncharacterized. Bases 1 to 279 code for a protein of 92 amino acids. Lineage: Eukaryota; Oomycota; Peronosporomycetes; Peronosporales; Peronosporaceae. The transcript is spliced from 2 exons. The record is from RefSeq and is a predicted model, not a curated record.
AUGUUCCAGCGCGGUGGAGAUAAAAAGUCGAAAAGGAUGGACCUCGCAAGAACGAGUGAGGCUCUGCAGGCCAAGUACCCAAUCGCUAUGAUAUUCCUAGUGAAAGUGAGGUUCGGACCGCGAUUUCAAGGCUGUCCUCUGGGCAACAAAAGCGGGCACCCACUAGAGAUGAAGCGCUUCAACAACCGCAGAAAAUACGAUUCCGAAUCAAGCAGCAUACAUAUCGCCGCUGAUCGCGGCGAGGCGCUAAGCCGCGCCCGCUUCGCUUCGCUACGCUAG